GAACUUCACGACUCGUUGCUAGCCAAAAUGGUGCUCGCAGGUGCGCAUGCUCAGUUCAGUUGAAAACGUUCGGUCCACCUUCUUUGAACGUCCUCCUUGAUAAAACGUGACUAUUGAGUUGGAGCGCUAUCCGGCGUUGACGGAGCGAACGUUCGUAAAACGUACACCUCCACACGAAAUAUCAACGUUUAAAGGGCGGCUUGGGGUCUGCUUCAACUUUGGUGUGACCACCGAGACCAAUUUUUUAAGCACUUAUAAUCUUACUUGGACUCCCAUCUGAAGGCAAAAUCUUUUUCCAAGUGAAGGAAAGCCAGAACUCGACACUCCAGUUCCAGACCGAAGACUGUCCAAUCAUCAUGAUGCAUCCCAAGAAGAAAAACUCCAUCAUGAGCUGCAUGAACGGCUUCAUCGGUGCGGUGAAUAACAUGGACCAGACCGUCAUGGUGCCCAACCUGCUGAGGGACAUCCCGCUGGACCGUCACGCGGAGAUGAGCCAUUUCAAGUCAGACCUGGACGAGGGCGACUUGUACGCCUCCUACCACCUGCUCAAGACCCUGCGCGGCAACAUCGAGUGGGGUGUAAAAGCUGCUGAGGACAAGAGGCUCACCCGAAACAACUCCUUGUCCUCCACAUCAUCAUCAUCAUCUUCAUCAUCAUCAUCAGAAAUGGAUGAAGAGGAUGACAACAUUGAGAAGCAGUUCCAGUACCACCUCACCGGCCUCCAGGGGGUCCUGUCCAAGCUCACCGUGCAGGCUAACUCUCUCACCAGCUACUACAAGCAAAGGGUCGGCAUAUAAGAAACCCUCCAAAAAAAAGAAAUUCCUCCUGCUCAUGUUAAUAUUGAGGUGCUCGACUUCUACAUGGCGUCAGUCCACUGUCGAUGUCACGAUACUGCUUAAUGCAUGUGUACACUCACACACUCGGCCCUAUAAGAUUUCGAUCACAAUUUUGUUGUUGUUUUUCACUGAUGCACUAAGGCGAAGCACAUUUUCAUUGGAUUUUGAUUGAAUUCCCUUUCUAAUUAAAUGGUCUUGCUUUGUACUUGCACUUUGUAGAAGAAAAUGGUGAUAAUCAGCUCUUAUUUUUACUAUAUGAAAUUGUAACCUGCGCUAUUUGAUGCUGGUAUCAUUCUUUGUACUCAUGAUUGUCAACAAAAUUGUAUUUUAAUAAAAUUGCAACUUUUUU
Hippocampus zosterae (dwarf seahorse) is the source of this 1185-nucleotide messenger RNA. RefSeq names its product mid1-interacting protein 1-B-like. The transcript has 2 exons. Gene Ontology annotation, cellular component: cytosol. NCBI's taxonomy places the organism in Eukaryota, Metazoa, Chordata, Actinopteri, Syngnathiformes, Syngnathidae. Gene Ontology annotation, biological process: regulation of lipid biosynthetic process. The coding region runs from base 357 to 797 and encodes 146 amino acids. The record is from RefSeq and is a predicted model, not a curated record.